Polistes canadensis is the source of this 7765-nucleotide messenger RNA. RefSeq names its product serine/threonine-protein phosphatase 4 regulatory subunit 3 (gene flfl). The coding region runs from base 1292 to 3739 and encodes 815 amino acids. Gene Ontology annotation, cellular component: nucleoplasm; protein phosphatase 4 complex. Gene Ontology annotation, biological process: DNA damage response; protein dephosphorylation. NCBI's taxonomy places the organism in Eukaryota, Metazoa, Arthropoda, Insecta, Hymenoptera, Vespidae. The record is from RefSeq and is a predicted model, not a curated record. Gene Ontology annotation, molecular function: protein phosphatase activator activity. The transcript has 5 exons.
UAUUUCGAAAUAAAUAUAGAUGACAUGUAAAAUAGAAUUGUAUUUGGCGCAAAAGUCUUUGGGAUACGUGGAGUGAACCCCGUGGCGCGUUGUUGUGAUCUAACAUGGCGGAACGUAGUGUUGUGGCUGUUAGAUGUCUAUGUCAAUUUUAGAGUGAUUUCGGAGUAAUAAUACAAAAGCACGGCGAUGAUCCGUAGUUACAGCGUUGAAAGUAUUCGUGUUAGAUAAUCGUGUGAUUGGUAAUAUUUAGGUUGUAAGUGAGCAGGGUGUUGUUCUACAUCGGUUUUCCUCGCCGCGGGAAUAGAACACAGGCGGCAAGAGCGCACACAGGGCUUCGGCUUUUUUAGCAGAACAUUACCUUCCGACCUUUCACGACUACGAGCUUAUUUCAAUGAAUUACUUGAAAUAGGCUUGACGCUUUGUAGGUUUACGUGACUGUGACACGUGCACGGAAGAGCGUGUACUACGCUAACUUUUCCCGCGCGUCCCAAAAGCUUUACUGUUGGCGCAGGUAUCAAGCUUAUGCAACUGACGAGCUUAUAAACAUCUAACAACGGUAAACAAUCUCAUUGUUUCGAGCAUAUACGUCGAAAUAAAAGGUACUUCCAUACGUCGAAUUUCAUUUCUUUAAUAAUAUCAACAGAUUUGAUUAUCGUGCCGUUUAUUAAUAUCGUCGUCAUCGUCGUCGUCAUCGUUUAAAUCUAUCAAUGAAAUAGCUAUUCUUCAUCUAUUAUUUGUGCAGAGAGACACCAAGAGGAUUAAUUCGUCAUUUUGGAUAUACCUAAACAAUUGUUAUUUAUUAUUAAUACCAAUCUAAGUGCAUAUACAUAGAUACACUCAUGGUGAUAUAUGAGUAUUUUAUACUCACUCCUAAUAUUGUAGUUUCUUCGAGACUGACCAAGGAAAUCAUUGAAUUUAGAUGAAUGAGUGGUUAUUCAGAAAAACUUUUUUCUAAUAAGUUAAGACUUCUGACUCUGCUGCUGCUACUGCUGUUACUGUUAUUACAACAACAACAACAUCAACAUCAACAUCAACAACAAGUACAACCGUUCGGCAUUGUGCUAUACCUUAGUGGAUUAUGAGAGAAAUAAUAAAAGUUUGGUAGAUAGAGGAAUUUUUGUGCGUGCAUUUAUUAUUUAAUUGAAAAUUUUGUAAGGAUAGAUAGAACGAAAAGAAAGAGUUGGAAGGAUUAUCUUAAACUUCUAAGGCAUGCGAGCUGGUUGGUGAUAAUACAUUAAAUAAUAAUAAAAAAAAGAAAGUAGCAGCAACUACGCAAGAUAUUUUUGGAAACAUGACGGAUACACGCAGAAGAGUUAAGCUUUAUGCGCUUAAUGCUGACAGACAAUGGGAUGAUCGUGGAACGGGUCAUGUUUCUUCUUCCUAUGUAGAUAGAUUAAAAGGAAUAUCGCUUUUGGUUAGAGCCGAAAGCGAUGGGACUGUCUUGUUGGAAAGUAAAAUACAUCCAGAUACGGCAUAUCAGAAGCAGCAAGAUACCUUAAUAGUAUGGUCGGAGGGUGAUAAUUUUGACCUGGCCUUAAGUUUUCAAGAAAAGGCUGGUUGUGAUGAAAUAUGGGAAAAAAUAUGUCAAGUUCAAGGCAAAGAUCCAUCAGUUGAAAUAACUCAAGAUAUUGUCGAAGAAUCGGAAGAUGAACGCUUCGAUGAUAUGUCAGAUGCCGCACCGCCCAUAGAAUUGCCUCCGUGCGAAUUAAGUCGAUUAGAAGACAUUAAUGAAUUAAUAGGAAAUUGUUUGGCUUCUCCCAUGAGAAAGGAAAAACUUGCAGUGGCAUUGGAGUCUGAAGCGUACAUCAAGAAACUUUUAAAUUUGUUCCAUACUUGCGAGGACUUAGAAAAUAUCGAAGGAUUACAUCAUCUUUAUGAUAUAUUUAAAAAUAUUUUCUUACUUAACAAGAAUGCAUUGUUCGAAGUGAUGUUCAGCGACGAUACAAUUUUUGAUGUUGUUGGAUGUCUGGAAUACGAACCAACAUUGCCUCAACCAAAAAGACAUAGAGAAUAUCUUCGACAAUUAGCAAGAUUUAAACAAGCAAUUCCAAUAACAAAUGCUGAAUUAUUAGCUAAAAUUCAUCAAACGUAUAGAGUUCAAUAUAUACAAGAUGUUGUUUUACCUACUCCUAGUGUAUUCGAAGACAACAUGCUUAGUACAUUGAGUAGUUUUAUAUUUUUUAACAAAGUUGAAAUAGUAACUCUCAUCCAAGACGACGAAAAAUUUCUUACCGAAUUAUUUCGUCAGUUUACGGAUGAAUCUACAUCGGACAAUAAAAGACGUGAUAUGGUACUUUUCUUAAAAGAGUUUUGCAAUUUUUCUCAAAAUCUUCAACCACAAGGCAAGGAAUCAUUUUAUAAAAAUUUAACGGCAUUGGGUAUAUUACCUGCCUUGGAAAUUACAUUGGCAAUAAAUGAUCCGCAAACAAAAACUGCGAGCAUUGACAUAUUGACGUAUAUCGUGGAAUAUUCCCCUAGUGUUGUUAGAGACUAUACAUUGCAGCAGAUAAAUAAUACAGAUCAGGACCAAAUGUUAGUCAAUGUAAUAGUCGCUCAACUAGUCGGGGAUAGCGAUCCUGAAUUGGGUGGAGCAGUACAGUUAGCUGGUGUCUUACGUCUACUUCUUGAUCCAGAAAAUAUGUUGGCUUCAGUCAACAAAUCAGAAAAGACUGAUUUCUUGAAUUAUUUCUAUAAAAAUAGUAUUGGAACACUGAUAGCUCCUUUAUUAGCUAAUACAAUUGGCGAAAGACCGGCAAGAGAAGAUUACAGAACAGUGCAACUUUUAGGCCUGAUAUUAGAGUUAUUAUCAUUUUGUGUAGAACAUCAUACAUACCACAUUAAAAAUUGCAUUUUAAAUAAGGAUUUACUUAGAAAAAUAUUGGUUUUAAUGAAGUCAACGCAUACGUUCUUAGUAUUGUGCGCAUUAAGGUUUAUGAGAAAAAUUAUAGCUUUGAAAGAUGAAUUUUAUAAUAGGUAUAUAGUAAAAGGAAAUUUAUUUGCACCUGUAUUUGAUGCAUUUGUAAGGAAUAACGGUAGAUACAAUUUAUUAGAUUCUGCUAUCUUGGAAAUGUUUGAAUUUAUUAAAUUGGAAGACAUCAAAUCGCUUUGUAUGCACGUUGUAGAAAAGUUUUCUAAAGAACUAGAUGCAAUUGACUAUGUACAAACGUUUAAAGUAUUGAAAUUGAAAUAUGAUCAACAACCGGAUACUAAAGUUAUAAAGGAACACGAAGGUAGCAGAACAACGGUCGACAGCGUUCCGUCAAUAUUAAGAAACAGCCGAUAUCGGAGAGAUCAGAGACAGUUAGACGAAGAAGAAGAAAUGUGGUUUAGAGAGGAAGAAGAUUUUGAUGAGGGAGAAGCAGUGGUACCUGCAGCCACUGCAGAUUUGGUACCACCUGCUUCGGCUAAGAAACAAUCUUCAUCUUCUAAUUCUGCCCUCGGGUCUUCCCUUGCAGAAUCGAAAAAUCAUCAACAACAACAGCAACAACAAUCUGUGUUAAAUAAUAAUACAGCAAAUAAUAAUAUAACUCCUCAGCAAACUCAAGUAAACAACAGUACAUCAACAACGAAUGAAACUCCAGUUACACCUGAGAUUACUCCUAGUUCUACCAUUGGUACUGUAGAAAAGGCAGGAAUUAUUAUUAGAAAGGGAUUGGUUGAUUAUGAAGAAGAUUCUGACGAAGAAGAUGAGGAUUCUGGAUUAAGUCCUUCCCCAAAACGACAACGGUUGUCGUGGUAGAUGUACUGGGAAUAUAUUAAAAGAAUGUGCGAUUUCCAAAGUUUAUAGUCAAAUAUGGCCCUCAUUAUGUGCACAAAAAGUUGAUCGAAAAGGUUAUACAAUCUAUUAAUUUACAGUAAGAAAAGAGUACUGAUUGUACUGUAUUCGCUGAUCUGAGUGAUAGACGCAAUGAAUAAGUGCUUUGUUAAAACAUACAACGCGUGAUGAACUUUUACAUAUUUUUUUUCUUUCUUUAAUUGUGUAUAUUAAACAAAGAGAUGAAUGUGUGAGAAGACAGUGAUUGGGAAAUAAUGUAGAAACAAAAAUAAUAAUAAUAAAAAAAACAAAUAAUUAAAUAAAGGAAUAAACGUAUUGGACAACAGGAUUGACAGGACAAGAAAGUGAAGGUAAAACUGAAAAAUAAUUGUAUUAUUAUAUUGCCGAAAAUAUCAGGAGCGUUUACUCAUUAAUUUAACUGAAUUUCAAAAUGGAUUAAUGAUGAUUUAUUCCAAUUAAAUGCAAAUCUGUUAAGUAGGGAUACAUUUUCUCAGAUGAUAAGGUGAAAUAUUCUCAACCUCGUGAAUUCUCUAGACAUUGGUGUCUCAAUAAUACACUUGAGUCUAGAUUAAUAAAUCUAUAAACUGUGACUAUAAUAUUGACAUGUACGAGUUCAUUGGAAAACAGGAACUUACUACAAGUCGUGUAAAGAACCAUUUUCGGAUGUUUAAGUACAUGAUCUACAAACCGCACAAAAACAGUUUGUGUCUUUGCCAUCCACGGUUUAAAAUUAGUGGUACGAGCGAUUGAAAUCUGUUUUUGCUAGGGUCAGGAAGCCACGAAUCUUUAUCCAACUACGGAAAUAAUAUUUAGUUUGUAUAUAUAUGUAUAUUUGUAACGAUUGUAAAACGACCACAUACUUGGAUUAAGCAGAAAAUAUGCGACUACUUCACAAUCUCAGUUUCCUUCAAGAUACAUUUGAAGACUUUUUUGGUUAUCAAUGUAAGUAGUAGAAGUUGUACAAUAAAUAUUUGAUUUAUGUAUAUUUAUCAGUUUGCACUUCAUGCCCGUAUAGUAAUCCUCGAUAUAAAAAAGAAGUUAAAAUAUUUAACAAAAUCUUGGAUAUAUAAUUAAGAAGUCUAGUAUAGUAUCUUUUGUACACACACACAAAAAAAACAAUAAAUCAUUUUUUUUCUUUUCUAAUGACAAGGGCAAAAUGAGAAGCCUGGAAUAAUCUUUGUGCACUGAGAAAAAAAAAGAACAAGAAAGAAAGAAUGUCUUAUUUAUAAAAAAUAUUCAUAUCUACUUACAUUAUGUUAUGUAGUAGAGCCGUGAGAUGAGAAUAAUCUCGGAUACUGCAAUGUGUAAUCUUAAUUUGUCAUAAAAAUUGAGAUUCUGUACGAUCAUGAGAAUAACAGGAAAAACGCCAGCUCCAGAAAAGAGUGUCUACUUUUCUAGUUUAAAUCCGUAAUUUUUAAAACAUAGUUAAGAUCUAUAGCGAAGAUGAAUCUAUUACUUUUGACUAAAAUCAUUUAAACUAGAGCAGGCCUUAUAUACAGUGACCAAUUUGAAAAUAAAUUAUUGCCUUACCGAUUGAGUUGACUUUAUAAAAAAGAAAAGAAAAACAAACAAACGAAGAGUAUUAUAAGCUAAUGUACAGAGUUUUCAAUACGUCUAACAUAAAUGAAUUUCCAAGACUGUUGUAUAAUUGUAAGUAUGAAUGUUGAAAUUUUUGUGAUGUCGUAAGAGCAUAUACAUAUGCACAUAUAUAAUUGACAAACUUUAACCGACAGGCGCAUAUAUUAACUUAUGAUACUACAAAAGGAAGGUGAUAGCGAAGUUAAUUCGUUCAUCGAGAUUAGUAAUAUUGUGAAUAAUAAAUUCAAGUAGGCAAAUUCGCUGGAGCUGAGUAAAAUGUGUGUAUAUAUAUAAAAUGUUGUUAAUUCUGAAAUGACCACAGAAAAUAAAAUAAUGUAACUGAAAAUACAUAUAUUAAUUAGAUAGUUAAGAUAACAACAGAAUAUUGAGUAAUGUAUUUCCGUGUGUUUUGCAUAUAUUCACAAUUUAUUCCGUAAAUAAGGAAGAGAAUAUUCUUAGAGGCAUAGAUUAUGCUACAUUUGGGUGCGGCGAAUGUAAGUAAAUUAAUAAACGGAUGAAUUUAAUACCUAAGUGAUACUAAAGUAAAGAUGCAAUCAUAUGCUAUUUAAAUUAUACUCAAUGUAUUUUUGUACAGAGUGUGUUUAAGGCUUUGUCGCUAUCAUUUUCCAUUAUUUUUUUAAUAUGCUUCCACAUCAUGAACAGUCGAAAUAUAUUAUGCGUUUAUAGCAUAAUGUUUCUACUUAAUAGUUUCAUAUACAUUUUUUUUCUUUAUUCUACUAUACUCUUUAAGAAUAAUCUUAAUUGAGAGUAUAUAUAUAUUUAUAGAAAGAUACGCAAUAGAUAGAAAAGAGCAAAGGGGAAUAAAGGGGGAUGUCAAAUUCCUAUACUUUUUUUAGGAAGAAUUUAUCGUUAGACCGUCUUAAGUUCCAAUAUUUUAUUUUUUAUUUCAUCAUAUGUUAACUAAUUCAUUUCAAAGAGAGCGAAGAUAAAAAUAGAACUAAAGAAUUAAUAAUAAAAUUUAAAAAAAAAAGGAAAAAAAAAGAAAGAAAGGAAGAAAUACAUGAACAAAAAAAAAUAUUCGUAGAUUGUGAUCUACGAAAAAAGUCACCAAAUUUUAAUCAUAUCGUAAAACGUUACGCAAGACAUCCGUUAGAAGAAUUAAGUUGUAAAUAUGUGAAGAAAAAAAAAAGAAAGAAAAAAAGCAGCACCUUUCAGGAGUACUCUUGAAAAUUUUCAUUUAAAGUCGAGAAAUCUAAAAAAAAAAAAGAAAGAAAAAAAAAGAAUAUAUUGUCCGGCUGUUUGUUACCAAAAUUGUUGUAUUCAAUAUUACACAAAUCAUCACAUUGAUGUAACAUUUAUCAAAGAACGGAAGUUUUGCACAUUGUACAAUUACCACGUGCUAAUAAUAAUAAUAAUAAUAAUAAUAAUAAUAUUGAUAUUAAAUAUUAAAGAUAACGACGUACGUUUUACAUUUAAAAUACCAGCGAAAUGUGACAUAUAUCAUUUUUAUUUUUCAUUUUUUUUCUCUCUCUAACAUGUACCCAAGUAGAAAAUAAAAUACACAGACAGACAGUCACGUAUACACAUACCACACAUAAUAAAGAGACAGAGAAGAUUUUUUAUAAGAAAAUCCUGUUCACGAAUUCUGUAAGCUAAUACGAACGAUUAUAUGAAAGAAAAUGAAUGUGUAUUUACGACGAUAAAAUAUGUGAAUGGACUAUAAACGAAAGAUCAUAUUUUGCAUUUUAUUCUGUCGGUGAAUGAAUGAUGCGAUGAGAUUAAAUUAAACUAAGCCGAAUAUUAAAUUACACAGGCAGAAUAAGUAGCAUAUAACAAGCAACGUUGUAAAAAAGACAAACAUAUAUUUAAAAAACAAAACAACAAAUUUAAUGCAACAGGUAUAUUUGGAUUAUCAAACGAAAGAGAGAGUAUCUUAUAAGAGUCGAUUAAUUCGAAUUUACGUAUAUCUUAUUUAAUGAAUCAUUAAAUAAAGAAAUGUUGAUCGACUUUUAAAAGAAUUUACAAUAAUUUAUUUUUAACGUUUAAUCAGAGUGUAAUUUUUAACGUUAUUGCUUUGCGUGAUAUAUGAUUUUCGUUAGACGUUAGCAUUGUUCUCAUUUUUGUAACAUUAUCAUAUCUUUUUCGUUUCUUUUUUUGAUUCUUUGUUUUUUCUUUUUUAUUUUUAAUUAUUGUCAAUAUACUUUAAAAAUCUAAUUUACAUCGUGUUAUAUGUGUAAUUAAUGUGUACAUAUUGUUAUGAUAAUAAUAAUUACAAGAUUACACAUUAAAAUACUUAUUGCUUGUUUAUUGCUACAAAAAUCUGUCUUUAUUAAAUAUUAAAUUUGGUCACAUAAAAAGAGGCGAAAAUGAACGAACGACUGAAACCCAAAAUAUGUCUGGUGUAGAAGUGCGAACAAUAUUUAAUUAAAUAAAAUUUAAAUUUAGAUGAAA